Molecule: messenger RNA, 2360 nt
Organism: Carya illinoinensis
Lineage: Eukaryota; Viridiplantae; Streptophyta; Magnoliopsida; Fagales; Juglandaceae
Exons: 3
Coding region: 273-2090 (605 amino acids)
Biological process (GO): oxidative RNA demethylation
Cellular component (GO): nucleus; cytoplasm
Molecular function (GO): broad specificity oxidative DNA demethylase activity; ferrous iron binding; oxidative RNA demethylase activity
Source: RefSeq, a predicted model, not a curated record
UCAAGGAAAAAAAAUACUCAAAAUGCAUGUCCCCUGCCCUGCAUGCCUUGGAGAACACGAAUGGUUUCAAACUCCUCGGCUUCUUCCUUCUCCUUUAAAGCCCCCUGACCGCAAAUCCUCCCCGUUGCUCCAAUCCAUCACUCUAAUCUCUGGGUUUAUAUCUUCGCCCCUCGGAGUUCACAUCAAAGUCUGACACAUUUCGUUUCCUUCACCUCUGUCUACCACAAUUUAUACGCCAAAUUUAUCCCCUGCUUCCCGACCCAGGAACCAAUAUGAGUCGUGAUCUCGGCCGUGGCCGUGGCCGUGGCGGGGCUAGGAGCACCAGAGCCUUCUCAGAUCCCAGCGGGGCCGGUAAUUCUACGCGUCGGAACAGCCCUGUUGUAGCAGACCGACCUUUUGAGAACUCUUUUGGUGGUGAGGUUGGAUUUUGCACAGGCAAAAAGAAAGAUUUUCAGUGGAUGCCAAAGGAUUGUAAUCCAAAGUACUCUACGCUUAAACAAAAAUUAGGUAUCACUAAUAGGGGUGGUGAGGUUGGAUUUUGCACAGGCAAAAGGGAAGAUUUUCAGUGGAUGCCAAAGGAUUGUAAUCCAAAGUACUCUCCGCUUAAACAAAAAUUAGGUAUCACUAAUAGGCAAGAGCGCCUUUCAUAUGGUUUGGAAGAUGAUUUUUCUAAUGUUAAGCAAGGACUAAAUUCACCAGCUGGUGUGGGAAGUAGAUCAAACCGAUCGAAAUGCUUGCUUACUUCAGAAUCAGUGCAUUCAGGUUCUGAGGACUCGGUUGUAGCAGACCGACCUUUUGAGAACUCUUUUGGUGGUGAGGCUGGAUUUUGCAAAGGCAAAAAGAAAGAUUUUCGGCGGAUGCCAGAGGAUUGUAUUCCAAAGUACUCUUCGCUUAAACAAAAAUUAGGUACCACUAAUAGGCAAGAGCGCCUUUCACACGGUUUGGAAGAUGAUUUCUCUAAUGUUAGAAAAUCUUGGCAAGGACUAAAUUCACCAGCUGGUGUGGGAAGUAGAUCAAACCAAUCGAAGUGCUUGCUUACUUCAGAAUCAGUGCAUUCAGGUUCCGAGGACUCGGUUACCUGGAGGAUUCAGUCUGGGCAAUUGUUGGGUUGUGGAACUGCUGAUGGUAUAAAAUCCCACGAUGAACUGUCCAAGUUGAGAAUUUCAAGCCAGCAGAGUGAGGCUCAGCUGCCAUACAAAUCUGCUAAACAAGAUGGGCCUUCCCCAAGGAAGCUUCCAAAAAGUUCAUCAGGCUGUGAUAAUCCAGAGUAUUCUGAACACUUUGCAGCUCUUCACUCUUUCGAUAUCUGCCCACCCAGAACAAGUACUUCUGUUGUGCUCAAACCACCUUUACUCGUAAAGAAUAGAGACAGGCGGAAUGAAAUCAAGCACUCCAUGGAAGGGCAAAAUGGCACUGUGCUGAGGUCUGGAAUGGUUCUUUUAAAGCGUCAUAUCUCCUCCUCUGAUCAGGUCAAAAUAGUAAAAAUAUGCCGAGACCUUGGUCUGGGUCCUGGAGGUUUCUACCAACCAGGUUACCGUGAUGGAGCGAAACUGCAUUUGAAGAUGAUGUGCCUUGGUAAGAAUUGGGAUCCUGAGACAAGGCUAUAUGAAGAUCACCGGCCAUUUGAUGGCAGUAAACCGCCCCGUAUACCUCCUGAAUUCUCCAAGUUGGUUGAGAAAGCGAUCAAUGAUUCCCAUUCUGUCAUUUGCUAUAAUUCUAAAGCAAGCAAUGUAGAGAACAUACUUCCUCGGAUGUCACCUAACAUUUGCAUCGUAAACUUUUACUCCGAAAAUGGCCGGUUGGGUCUCCAUCAGGAUCGUGAUGAAAGUACAGAAAGUCUGCAUAAAGGCUUACCUGUGAUCUCUUUUUCCAUUGGUGACUCGGCAGACUUCUUAUAUGGUGAUCAGAGGGACGUUGGUAAUGCAGAGAAGGUUUUGUUGGAAUCGGGAGAUGUUCUUAUAUUUGGGGGGAAAUCUAGGCAUAUUUUUCAUGGUGUUACAGCCAUUCACCCAAACACUGCACCGAAACAUUUGCUGGAGGAAACAAAUAUCCUAUCCGGCCGGUUGAAUCUUACUUUCAGAAAAAGUUGAUAGGCUUGGUAUAUAAUUGGAGUUGUCUCAAAGUGGUUUAUACUCGGGCUAGUUUUCUUCAGCUCUAGGGAGAAAUUGGAGCCGAGGGUUAUAUAGCCGCCUUCUGUUUUUGGAAGGUGCCUGAGAGAAUAACAUAUGGUAGAUAAUAUCAUAAUUGUACAGAUUCAAUGACCGCUAUGUAGAUAUGCUUACGGUUAAUUGUACGACAUUUCCCCUGCGAAUCGAUUAUUAGCAGGUUCUGUUUCCUAUGAACGACUUCUACUUGCAUUC